Messenger RNA from Xylaria bambusicola, 968 nucleotides. RefSeq lists its product as uncharacterized. The record is from RefSeq and is a predicted model, not a curated record. Bases 571 to 843 code for a protein of 90 amino acids. NCBI's taxonomy places the organism in Eukaryota, Fungi, Ascomycota, Sordariomycetes, Xylariales, Xylariaceae. The transcript has a single exon.
GUGGGACAGGAAGAUGAGAGACACUAGGUUCGAUCACGUAUGGUUAAGAACGUAAGCGGUCUCGUGAGAGACGGUGAGCAGAUCAUCUGUGUCUCUUUUCUAGAAGGUAUCGCGUAACCUAUUCGUGUAGGUAGGACCAGUAGACGAUAUGUAUAGGUAGGUGCAUACUUAGUCAUCGUAACUUGAUGGAAUGAAAGAUCAAUUGAGCUUCUGAACUGUGCGCUACAUCUCUUCCUCAUAACAAUCGUAAUAAUUAGUCCUGCCUUUCGCACUUAUAUGAAUAUUCUGAAUUAAACUUGAAAUUUGAUCUCCUGUCACUGAAAUACAAUAUGAUCUUCAUGAGAUUUGACUGUAACGUUAGACACCAUGAACCAUGUGUGUUCGUCUGCUCUUUACGCCGACUCAACGCGGCUGAGUAGAGACGGGUCGCAUGCGCCCAGUAUUCUGGAAACACAACAUGAACUGAAUGAAACUCCCCCGCCGCGAAAUGCAGCCAGUUUCGGUAAGCAGCCUAGAAGUGCCGACCCAUAGAUGUGCUCAUGUAAGCUUAUAUACACAUGUGUGUAGGACAUGCCAUGCCAGCGUGCGACGCUAUUAGUACUACAUACCAUAGAAGUUGCGAAAUCUCAUUUCACAAACGAAACGCCGGCAAGGACGGAAAAGGCCGCGUGUUGCUAUGCUCUCUUGUUUCAAAUUGGCGUUUUGUCGUCUUUGGCAUGGUGCAAGCUGUGUACCAGAUGUUCUAAUUAUAAUACUAUGGAAUCUCAGCUCGGUGGCCCGAUGAAUCAGGUUGGAGCUCCUUGUCAGAUCUCUGUUUCGCGUCUCUGUCUGUACCUCUUCUAGUAGUGCAUAGUCCUGCAUAGACAUGUAUAUAUAUAUAUAUAUAUAUAUAUGUACAUACCUGUAUAUUCUUUUGUAUAUGUUUUUUUCUAAGAUGAAUCUCGUCUUUGAGAAGACGAUAGAUAUUU